GGUUCCGGUCAGCGCUGUAUGUUGUGAGGUGAUCUAAAACUUUUUCGCCUCAACUUUAGUUUUGAUAAAGUGAAGAGACUCCGCGAAGCGGAGCGCGUGAGCUGCGGGUAGCUGGUGUUAGCUGCUGUUAGCUGCUGUUAGCUUCUAUUAGCUGCUUGUAGCUGGUGUUAGCUGCUGUUAGCUUAUGUUAGCUGCUUGUAGCUGCGGUUAGCUGGUGUUAGCUGCUGGUAGCUUCUGUUAGCUGCGGUUAGCUGGUGUUAGCAGGAUGAGCUCCUUAGUGGCCCUUCACACCCAGCUGGCCACCGUCAUGGAGUCGUUGGUUCACGCUGCGGUGGCGGAGCUCAAGAAGCUGGUGGACAACAGCUCGACCUUUCUGGACCUCCGGACCGAAGCGGAGCUGCCUCUGCCGGCCAAAGUUUCAUCAGAGAGCAGGGAGAAGACGGUGCUGUUCGCCUCCAUCAUGGAGACCCUGGGGAACGAGGCUCUGGGGAAAAUGAUGAACAUCGUGGAUGAAGCCGAGCUGGUGUCAGGACGGAGUGGGAAGAGACCACAGACCAGCGUCCUCAACAUCCUGAACAACGCAACCGUCGAGUUGGAACACUCGUACGGCGUCCGAUUGCAGAGCUGCGACACGGACUGGUCGCCACAGACGUCGCUGCUGACCCAACCAGAGAAGGAGACGGUGGAGGUUCCCUUUGUGCCGGCCGUGACAGUCAAAGACGAACGUGGAAACAUCGACCUAGGAGCCAUCGCUGAGAGAGCUCAUGAAGAAGCUCAGCCUCUUCUAAUCGACCGGCAGGAGGAAAUUUCCGCUUCCCCUGAGUUUGUUCUUGAGAGCGUCACCUGGAAGUGCUUCAUAUGCACGCUGUGCAGCAAAUCCUUCACGUCUCAGAGCAACCUGAGGAGCCAUCAGCGCAUCCACUCUGAGGAGAAGCCGUUCUCCUGCAGCAUCUGCGGCAGGGCGUUCCGUCAAAGGCAGAGCAUGCAGAGCCACACACGCAUGCACACGGGUGAGCGGCCAUACAAGUGUCCCGAGUGCGAGAAGUGUUUCACCAAGCAGACGCAGCUGAAGACGCACUCCAUCAUCCACACUGGGGAGAAGCCGCAUGGCUGUGAGGUGUGUGGCAGCCGCUUCAGCCUGCUGCAGAACCUGCACCGCCACCAGCUCACGCACACGGGCAAGAAGCUCUUUGUGUGCAACGUGUGCGGGAAAGGUUUCACCCGUUCCGUCACGCUUAAGACUCAUGAACUCAUCCACACGGGACAGAAACCCUUCAAAUGCGAGGAGUGUCCCAAGACCUUUCGCCACGCCGUCAACCUCAAGAACCACCAGAGGAUCCACAGUGGCGUGCGGCCCUUCAGCUGUGACCUCUGUGGGAAGAGCUUCCGCCAGUCAGUGAACCUGAAGAUCCACCGCAGAAUCCACACCGGCGAGCGACCAUUUAGCUGCCAGGAGUGCGGCAAGACGUUCAGCCAGCAAAGCAGCCUGAUCUCACACGGCCGCACACACUCCUCCGAGAAGCCGUUCGCCUGCAGCUCCUGCGACAAGAAGUUUAACAACGCCAACAGCCUGAAGCUGCACGAGCGUGUCCACACGGGGGAGAAACCGUACACCUGCGACAUCUGCGGCAAGACCUUCAGUCAGGGAAGUCAUCUGAGGACGCACAAGAGACACGUCCACGCCGGCGGCAAACAGUUCAUCUGCGACAAAUGCGGGAAGAGGUACUCGGACCAACGCAACAUGAAGUUGCACAAGUGCAGCUACGCGUGAACGAGAUGACGCUGGGAUUUAAAAUGAAAUGUAUUAAAGUUCUGGACAUUCAGGGAUUAAAACUCAGUUUGAAUUUUAUUUUACUUAUGAAACAAACAAAGGUUUUUUUAAAGAGGAAAGUUAUUUAUUCAGUGUUGAGGAGGGUAAACCAAUCAGAUGUCCUGUGUUGAUAUGUGCUGGGCUUUGAAACUUUUCCAUGAGCCUCUUCUCACAGUAGGGCACAAUCUUUGACCUUUGAUAUUUAAAGGUGAGAGAGGACUUAAAGUAUGAUGAGUGACUGUCUACAUGGACGCUAAAUACUUCAUGGGCAAUAUUAAUAGUAGUAUUAAUAGAAUAGUGUAACGGCUGCUCACAGUUAUACAAGACAAAUUAGAAAAAAUGCCACAGUGGAUAUAAUGAAUGAAAGUCAGGUCAGGGCUUCAGCCUCCACGCAGGGAUUAGCUUUCACAGCGCCCCCUAUUGGAUGUUCAAAAUGAUUGGACCAGAUGAGGACACGUGUCUGAAAUAAGCCUGGUAGGAUUUUAUAAUAUUUCAUGAAUUUUGUAAAAAGUAAUAAAUGUUACAUUUAUGUUGCAA
Molecule: messenger RNA, 2347 nt
Organism: Platichthys flesus (European flounder)
Lineage: Eukaryota; Metazoa; Chordata; Actinopteri; Pleuronectiformes; Pleuronectidae
Exons: 5
Coding region: 266-1771 (501 amino acids)
Biological process (GO): regulation of transcription by RNA polymerase II
Cellular component (GO): nucleus
Molecular function (GO): RNA polymerase II cis-regulatory region sequence-specific DNA binding; DNA-binding transcription factor activity, RNA polymerase II-specific
Source: RefSeq, a predicted model, not a curated record